Molecule: messenger RNA, 618 nt
Organism: Andrographis paniculata
Lineage: Eukaryota; Viridiplantae; Streptophyta; Magnoliopsida; Lamiales; Acanthaceae
Exons: 1
Coding region: 1-618 (205 amino acids)
Source: RefSeq, a predicted model, not a curated record
AUGGCGACUUCGUCUCUACCGCUGCUGCUCCUCCUCGUCGCCGCCGCCGCCGCCACCACCGCCGCUGCUCGUCCGUGCAAGACGCUCUUCUAUUUCUCUGCUACGACAACCACCACUUUUUACCCUAACGCCAAUUCCCUUCCCGAGGAUGUUAACCCCAAUUACAUCUUCCGUGACCUAAGCCCUCGGUACCUCAAUCUCGUGUUCACUUCCGCCACCGACAAUCGGGUCCCCGACCGCUUCGCCUCCAUCAAUUUCGACUCCAACGGCGACGAUUCGCAAUCGUCGUCGAUGAUCGCGUCAUCCGGUUUGCCCCUGAAGUUUUAUUCCUCCGUGUCGAGCUCGAUUCGCGAUCGUACCAGAGAUUUGAUGAGCGUUGUCGGAGCUUUGCUUUUCGGCGUCGGAUGCGGCGCUCUAACCGCGGCUGUCAUGUAUCUUGUUUGGGCGCUGUUCUCUGAUCGCCGAUUGGAGUACGAAGACGUUUCUUCUUCCGAUGACGAAGACGACGAGAUUUCCGCCGCUAAGAAGAAGUUUGGAUACGUGGCGAUCCCUGCGGAUGCUAAAGUGGUUGAGGAUGAGAUCAAGAAACCUGCUGCGCCUGCCAAGGAGAUGGUUUGA